Messenger RNA from Tupaia belangeri chinensis (Chinese tree shrew), 698 nucleotides. Its product is annotated as protein FAM32A-like. The record is from RefSeq and is a predicted model, not a curated record. The coding region runs from base 1 to 603 and encodes 200 amino acids. Gene Ontology annotation, cellular component: nucleolus. The transcript is spliced from 4 exons. NCBI's taxonomy places the organism in Eukaryota, Metazoa, Chordata, Mammalia, Scandentia, Tupaiidae.
AUGCGGAACCGGGCCAAGCGGGCGCAGCGGGGCGCCCCCAGCCUCUGCGUCACCAGCACCUCCCCGCGUCGCCGGAAAGUUUCAGUUUGGUUUUUGUGGGAGCUGGUGGUGGAGGAGGACACCUCUGGCCUUUCCACAGUGGGCAGUCUGCGUCCAGGAGGUAGCAGCACAGGCCUGAACCCCAUCCAGCCGAGCACCUAUCGCCAUUCCGUCAGGCAGGUAUUGUGUCCUGGCGUCACAGAAGAGGAAACUGAAGCUGAGUACAGAGCGUCAUGGCGGACAGAGCAGGUCCAGAAUGGGCCUCUGAAGCUAAAAGGUGUUGCAGAGCUCAGCGUGACCAAACGGAAGAAGAAAAAGGAGAAAGACAAGGCGAAGCUGCUGGAAGUGAUGGGGACGAGCAAGAAGAAGGAAGAGAAGCGGCGGGGCCUGGACAAGCGGACCCCGGUCCAGGCGGCCUUCGAGAAGAUGCAGGAGAAGCGGCAAAUGGAAAGGAUCCUGAAGAAAGCAUCGAAAACCCACAAGCAGAGAGUAGAGGACUUCAACAGACACCUGGACACUCUGAUGGAGUAUUACGACAUCCCCAAAGUCAGCUGGACGAAGUAGCCUCCUGGCUCUGGGUGUGGGGCGGCACCGAGGGGAAGCAGAAGGAGAUGCCAGGGUCAUGUUGGGCCCCUUUGUCGUUUUCUAGAAAUACUUUU